Molecule: messenger RNA, 3137 nt
Organism: Harpia harpyja (harpy eagle)
Lineage: Eukaryota; Metazoa; Chordata; Aves; Accipitriformes; Accipitridae
Gene: RBM10
Product: RNA binding motif protein 10
Biological process (GO): mRNA splicing, via spliceosome
Cellular component (GO): nucleus
Molecular function (GO): RNA binding
Source: RefSeq, a predicted model, not a curated record
GCGGGGCGGGCCGGGCGAGGAGCGGCGCCGCCAUUUUGCUAGUCGGGAGCGGCGGCGGCGGAGCGGCGGGGACAGGUACCAGCACCAUGGAGUACGAACGCAGGGGGGGUCGUGGGGACCGGACGGGGCGCUACGGUGGGGCCCCUGCCCCCCCAGAAGAAGGCUCCCGCACCCAGCGGGAUCACGAUUAUCGCGACAUGGACUAUCGUGGCUAUGGGGGCCCCCCCGAGGGGCCCCCCGCCCCUGGGACCCCCCCUCAGGUGGGUGCCGGAUGCCGGGGUCCCUUCCUGGAUACCUGGAUCACCUCCAGGACACCUGGGCCUCCUACGAGGGCUCGGAGCCCCCCCGGAAGCGGGACCCCCGCCCCAGCCCCCCCAACAUUGCCCUUCGGUGCCGAUGGUGACUACCGGGACCAGGAUUACCGUCCGGAAGCGGCCGAGGAGGAGCCGCGGGCCAGCACCAUCGUCAUGCUCCGUAUGCUGCCCCAGGCCGCCACCGAAAAUGACAUCCGGGCGCAGCUGCAGGCACAGGGGGUGCAGCCCCGUGAGGUGCGACUGAUGCGGAACAAGUCUUCAGGUCAGAGCCGCGGCUUCGCCUUCGUGGAGUUUAACCACGUCCAGGAUGCGGCGCGGUGGAUGGACGCCAACCAGCAGGGGCUGAGCUUGUUGGGACAACGCGUCUCCCUCCACUACAGUGACCCCAAGCCCAAAAUUAAUGAGGACUGGCUCUGCGCCAAGUGCGGGGUGCAGAACUUCAAACGACGGGAGAAGUGCUUCAAGUGCGGUGUCCCCAAAGCAGAGGCGGAGCAGCGGGGCCCUGGGGGGCCACGGCCGGAGCUGGUACCGGGUGGGGGGGGGCUGCUGCCCCUCCCCCAACCCUAUGGCCCCACCCUGGGGGGGGCACCCAGUGGGACCCAAGGUGGGACCGAGCCCGGAGCUGAUAACGCCAAUGACACCAUCAUCUUGCGGAACCUGCACCCCCAGAGCAGCCUGGACUCCAUCUUGGCCGCCCUCGCCCCCUUCGCCGCCCUCUCGGCUGCCAACGUCCGUGUCAUCAAAGACCGCCAGACCCAACUCAACCGCGGCUUCGCCUUCGUCCAACUCGCCACCAUCGUGGAGGCUUCCCAGCUGCUGCAGAUGUUGCAGGCCCUGCACCCCCCCCUCCACAUCGACGGCAAGAGCAUCAAUGUGGAGUUCGCCAAAGGGUCCAAGCGGGAGGUGCAGGGGGCGGGGCCAGGGGAGGGCCCGCCCCGCGCCAGCGCCGCCUCCGUUGCUUCGACUGCCAUCGCCGCCGCCCAAUGGGCGCUCUCCCAGGCCGCCCCGGGUGGAGAGACCACGUGGGCUGGGGGGGAGGAGCCUCCCAGUGACUUCAGCUUCUACCAAUCGGAGGAGACCUUUGCUGGCCCCACCCCUGCCCUCUAUGGCUCCACCUACCUCAAAGGUGCUGCGGCCCCACCCCCUGGCCCCACCCUGUCUGGCCCCGCCCCUGCCAAGGCUGAUGGCCCCGCCCCAGAAGGGACCCAGGCGCCCGAGGACUCCUAUAGGAGAGACGCACAGAGGAACCAGCAGUGCCGGGGUUGGACCCUACGGCGGGAGGGGGCGGCACGUUCCCCCGCGCCCCCCCCUGGCGCCCCCCCUUACCCCUCCCCCACUGGCGAGACCCCCACCGCAACCCCCUCGGGAGCCCCUACCCAGACCUAUACAGGGCCCCUCAAGGCCGAGACCCCCAACCCAGCGCCCCCCGGGCCCCCCCCGGCUGCCCCCCCCAGUUCCGAGUCUUAUGGCCAGUACCCGGUGCCGGAUGUUUCUACCUACCAGUACGACGAGACCUCGGGUUACUACUAUGACCCCCUCACCGGGCUCUACUACGACCCUCACUCCCAGUACUACUACGACGCAGGGGCAGGCCAGUACCUAUACUGGGACGGGGAGCGUCGCACCUACCUUGCGGCCCCCCCUGCCGAGCCCCCUCCCGGCCCCCCCGGCACCCCUGGACCCCCCAAGGAACCCAAGGACAAGAAGGAGAAGCACAAGACGAAGACGGCUCAACAGAUCGCCAAGGACAUGGAGCGGUGGGCACGCAGCCUCAACAAGCAGCGGGAGAGCGGGCGCAGUGCCGGGCCCCCCCCACCCCCGCGGGAGGAUGAGCGGCGCGAGGCGGCCGCCGCCGAUGCCGGCUACGCCAUCCUGGAGAAGAAGGGUGCUCUGACCGAGCGGCAGCACCCACCCAUGGAGCUUCCCAAACUGACGAGCGACGAGCGGCUGAGCCCCCCCCGGGGGUUAGUGGCCGCUUACAGCGGGGAGAGUGAGAGCGAGGAAGAGGGCGAGCGCGGUCCUGACCGUCCCGGUGAGCCCCUCACCGACUGGCACAAACUGGCCUGCCUCCUCUGCCGCCGCCAGUUUCCUAGUAAGGAAGCCCUGCUCCGCCACCAGCAGCUCUCUGGCCUCCAUAAGCAAAACCUGGAGCUGCAGCGCCGGAGCCACCCGCCCCCCCCCGAGGGGCUGGACCGGGGAGAUAUGGAGAUGAAGUACCGGGACCGGGCGGCUGAACGCCGGGAGAAGCAGGGGGGCCCCGACCCUCCCGAGCCCAAACGGCGCAAAUUUGGGGGACCCCCCCCCCACCCCAGGGGAGGCGGAGGGUCCGCUCCCCCGCAGACCACCCUUGGGUGCCGGAUGCUGCAGGCGAUGGGCUGGAAGGAGGGGAGCGGGCUGGGCCGGCGGCGGACGGAGGUGACACGGGGAUCUGCCACACCCGUGUGGUGCUUCGCCCAAUUGGAGGAGGAAGGGGGAGGUGGGGCCUGUGCUGACCUACUGGGUGAUGAACCCGUCCCAUUGGCCGACUGCUGCCUCAACCCCACCUAUGGCUACAAGCGCCACCCCCAUGGCCACUGCCACACCUGCCGGUCAGCCCCGCCCACUGCAAGCCCUGCCCACCCCAGGACCCACCCUCUGCCUAAGCCCUGCCCAUCACAACCCAGUCCCACCCAGAGCCCUGCCCACCUCCAAGCCCUGCCCAGCCAGCCACACCCCUUCGGUAAAAGCCCCACCCAGCCAGGUAGCUAUGCCCACCACAAAAAGCCACGCCCCUCCCAGAAGGCCACGCCUGUUCCCAUCCCCAAGCCCUGCCCAUGUCACUAA